Messenger RNA from Penicillium brasilianum, 4467 nucleotides. NCBI's taxonomy places the organism in Eukaryota, Fungi, Ascomycota, Eurotiomycetes, Eurotiales, Aspergillaceae. The record is from the annotation of a GenBank genome assembly.
AUGGCUUUCAACUUCGGAUCUUCCGCCGGCCCUGCCGAAGCAGGCGCGCCGAAAGACCUCUUGGAUGUUUUCACCGACGAUGUCGGUUUCAAAGGCAUCUCUGGUGAUGCCAACAUCCGCCUACUCCCCACCCCUUGGCCUCAAGACGCCCUCCCGGCCCCAAACACAUCUCUUUUGGCUGUCGCGCAGACGAAAGCUCUCGUUGUUGGCGCGGGCCCGGAUUGCCUGGUUGUCGCCACCACCGAGUCGAUCAGAAAAGCCAUCGAGGCUCCUACCGGUGAAGACAAAGUGAAAACGAAGCCCUUCCAACCACAUGCGACAAUCCCGCUUCCAGCCCGCCCAACUCAUGUUGCGUUCACUGCGAGCGACGAUGCGUUGAUCAUCGCGACAGAGAACGGGUCUCAAAUUACGGUUUUCCAGACGGAGACUUUGUUACAGGGUAACGCGCAACCGGCUUUAUCGGUGCCAACAAAUGGCGUAUCGAUACGAUCACUUGCGCCAAACCCAGAUCCCACUUCGACCUUUGUUGCCUUAGUCACCACUAAUGGUGAACUCCUCGUCGCAGACCUGAAGGCUGGAAAUUUAAUCUCGGGUGCUAAUGGGCCUAUCCUUCGGAAUGGUGUGAGCUGCGUUGCAUGGAGUAACAAGGGAAAACAGCUUGUGGCUGGUAUGGCGGACGGAACGGCGGACCAGAUGACUCCAGACGGGACAAAUAAGGAUCAAAUCCCUCGCCCGUCUGAUUUGGAGGGGGAGUGCCAUGUCUCGUCGAUCGGAUGGCUGGAGAACGAUGUCUUUCUCACGGUCUAUACCCCGAAUGCCCCAGAAGACGACAUGGGGAUUCCACAAUCAUUUUUCUACAUAAUCACACGACGAAAGCAGGCUCCAUUUUUGAUCCAGAAGUUGCCAGACCUCUGUUCCACUCUCGGAUUCAUGAUAAAACGAGCGCCAGCAUACCAGUUCAUCGUCCGACUGCGCGACUAUAAGCCUCAUUUGAAGGAUGUGUUGAUGGUCGCAUCAACCGCCUCCUCGGAUGUCGGGCUCAUCGUUCGAUCUGAUAAAGAGCUAGGUGAAAUUCCUGCCGGCCAAUUUGCGGUAGCCAGUGUCAGCGAUGACAUUAAGAGGGCAUCGGUUCCGUUAGCGGACACUGGCGAUGACACAUCGGUGAUUGGCUUGGCUGCUGACUUGUCUAGCCGAGAGAAUGUCCUCUCGCCCAUCCCGGGAGAGGAUAUUCAAGAGACCUCGUCACCUCUACCAGCCCUAUUGCUCUUGAACAAUGAAGGCAUCCUUUCGUCCUGGUGGUUCAUCUACACGGAGUCUAUUCGCCAGAACAUCCCAUACUCUGGCCUUGUGUCAGCCAGCCAACCGUCAGUCACAGCCUCCCAACCUCCGGCUGCACCUUCACAGCCGACUGCUGCUCCCGCUCAGCAGCAGCCCGCGUUUGGUCAGCCCUCAUUUGGCACACCGUCACCAUUUGGCUCUUCUGGGUUUGGGAAGCCCUCGGGGGGUGCUACAUUUGGAAGCCCCUCCACAAUGGGAGCAACAGCCUUCGGAAAGCCAUCCGCUCCAUCAUUUGGAAGCCCAUCAGGCCUUGGUGGUAAUGCGGCGCCGGCAUUUGGAAAACCUUCAUUUGGCUCUGGAACUGCGUUUGGCCAGACCAGCUCUCCAGGACAGCAAGCACAGUUUGGCAAGUCAGGCUUCGGCGCGGCCAGUACGCCUUCGCCAUUCGGACAGCCUAGCACCCCAGGCAAGAGUCUUCUAGGUUCUGGAACCGCUACAAGUGGUGGUGGAUUUAGCUCUUUCUCAGGAGGGGCAGGAGGAGGCGGGUUUGCCGGAUUCGCGGCUGCAAAGCCAGGAGAGUCCCCUUUCGCAAAGGCAUCAGGUGAUAACGCAUUCUCAAAGGCAUCUCCCUCGCCCUUCGGAGCUAAGCCCUCAAGUGACACGGCUUUCCCACCGGCACCGACGGAGGAGGUGAAGAAUCCUUUCGGAUCUAGAACUACUGGUGGUUUCGUUCUUGGUUCCUCUUUCAAGGCUGAUGGUACGGCCGCAACUGACUUGCCUAAAUCAGAGAAACCUUCGUCUGGUGCGCUCUCUUUUGGCGGAUUUGGCGAGUCGAUCUCUAUUUCGAACAAACCAAGCACUCCUGCCGAGUCUAUGGACGACACGGAGGACACCACUACUGCGGCCGAGCCAGCCAAGAUCGAGCCUGUUUCUCUCUUCGGACGGCCAAGCAAACCCACAGCCCCGGCUCCAUCGCUGUUUGGCACACAGACAACGCAACCUAUCAAGUCGCCUCCGCCUCUUGAGACAAACAAAUCGAGCUCGGGUUUCUCCAUCUUUGGUACCGCUUCUGCUACCACUCCCCAGUCUCCCUUUCAAACGUCAUCCCAGACACAGGCCACUAGCCCACUAUCCGCGCCUUCAGACGUAACGGCUACCCCGAUGAGGGAACCCUCCGUGACCACCCCUACGCUUACCUCUCUCGAGGCACCGUUGCCUCCUGACCCCACUAGCAGGGCCAGUUAUGCCCCAGGAGACACGUCAGCUUCGUCCAACGUCUCCAAAAGCUCUGUUGAGGAUGCCCCUCUUCCCCCGGAUUUCGUCCCUGAGAAGAAGCCCUCUUCCUUCUUCGGCGAUGCACCUCUGCCACCCGACUUUGUUACUCAGAAGAAGGCUGUACCAGAGGUGGAGGAUGCACCACUGCCUCCAGAUUUCGUGACGAAACCCAUUAAAACAGAGAGUUCCCCACCGGAAGUUCCGGACGAGGUCCCCGAAGAGGCGCCAUUGCCCCCCGACCCGGUUGCUUCUAAGGCUGAAGCCACGCCAGCAGAAGAGGCUGUCCCUGUUCCUGAUGGCUCAGAUGCGGAGUCCCAGGAUGCGGACGAGUCUGACUUCAGUGAUAGCGGCGAGGAGAUUACGCAUGAUGAGACGAAGAUUGCCAGUCCCAAGCUGUCGGCUGGAACCUCCUUUGGCGGUCUAUCCGAUAAGAGCUCUACUGGUGGAUUCUUUAGUGGGUUCUCGAAGGCUGCGCCCAAGGAGGAACCGAGCCAUCGUCCGCGACACCUGUUUGGGGAAAUUUCCAAGCAGCCCAUCCUUCCGCCUCCAUGCCGUGAGCCCUUCCGCUCACCUAGCCCCACCCGCAUCGGCACGCAUAAGAGUACACUGUUCUCCCGGAAACCCGAGACCCGACAAGCCGGCAGUGCUUUGGCUUCUAGGAAGGCUUCGUUGAGUCAGAUUGUUCAGCGCGAGGGUCAGCACAGGAAACCCAGUGACGCUGCUCGCCAGGAGCGGGCUCGCGCCGAGGCCGCCUCCCUGCGUCGGGCAGAGGAAGAUGUUCUUGCUCUUUCUGAUGACGACGAAGACGAGAGGCUCCGUGCUGAUCUUGCUCGCCCAGUCGAGCCCAUCGCUACGCUUGAUCCGUUCCUCCCCCACCAGAACUACACUGGUGAUACGGUUAAGCCAGGUAUUCCAGGAAUGAUUGAGCGACUCUAUCGUGACAUUAACUCUAUGGUCGAUACACUGGGCAUCAAUGCUCGGUCGCUGGAAUCGUUCCUGCUUUUCCAACAGCCGGCCGAAAGUUCCGACGCGGACAAGUGGGUCGAAAUCUUGCGGAGUGACAACCCUGCAAAUGUCCUAGAUGAGGAGACAUUCCUUCAGGAUAUCAGUAACUUCGAGGACGUGGUUGCGGCAAUGUCCCGGUCCCUUGAUGAACAGCGUCUUCAAGGCGUGGAGGAGAAGUUGGACGCGUCCCGAGAGCUGCUCACAAAGGACAUCGUGACGCUGCGCGGUCAAUUUGCCAGCAUCCGCAAGACUCUCGACGCACUGACUGACACUGGUGUGAUUCUCUCGGCCCCACUUUCUGCUGAACAAGCUGCUCUUCAGCACGAUCUCCGGACCGCGUUUACAAAUCUGCAAGCUAAGAUGGCGGAACUUGAGCAAGGCGUUUCAAUGCUGCGUGCCAAGAUGGCUGACAUUCCACGCCCCGAUGGAGCUGGCAGCGGCUCUCGGAAGCGACCUACCGUGGAAGCCGUCUCUUCAACCAUUGCCACUAUGAUGAGCAUGGCCGAGAACAAAAGCAGCGACAUUGACGUUCUUGAGGCUCAACUAAAGAAGCUUGGUGUCGACACCUCGUCGUCUCGUCCCGUCAGCCGCGAAGGGUCCCCGUUCACCACUCCCCGCAAGAACGUUGCUCGUUUCCCUGCUACACCGGGCUCGCGUGGCUCUAUUGACGGCAGCGCUUACCACACCCCCGAGUCUGCUUCUCGCGGUCUGAAUUUCCGGGCUAGUAUCAACGGCUCCGCGAAGCAUAGCCGCCUGCGAAGUGUCGAUAUCGCCGGGCCCGUUGCCGUUCGCGAAGGAAGCACCACGCAGUGGAAGGCGAAGGCUCAACGCCGGAAGCACUUGGUUGGCAGUUUGAAGGAAGCGAUCGAAAAGAAGGAGAAAAAGGUUCGAGGCAUUGAUGACUUUUAA